GACAAGUUGUCAAAUCAAAGAUCUUUUGGUUGUUAUAGCAACGCUUGUUUGUUUUUAUCGUAUUCAUUUUAGAUGUAAUUAUUGGAAUUGUAAGCACCGAAUAUUGUUAUAAUAAACAAAAUAUUAUUAGCACGCACGAGGCACUAGUACUAUAGCUAUUAAUAAUUACCAAAUGGUUUUAAAUUCAUUAUGGCCGAUGACGAUGAUGUUGUAGAUGAGGAGCCAGAAGCGGGAGGUGGUACUGGUGAUAGUGUGACUGCUAUCAGUCCAGUGGAGACAGUGAAACCAUUAGCUCCACCAAAAUAUGAAGUGCGACCAGGCCUUGGGGAAAAGUUUCAGUCGCAAAAUGUUCGUGAUAUCAUAUUGUCGACGAUGCAAGAACAACUUACAGGGCGUCAGUAUCGCGCCGACCAAGCUCCGCAGUGGGCUAAAGUAAUAGCCAACGCUGUAAGACAGAGAGUGCAAGAACUUGAUAUGAAGAGGUACAAAAUAUUAGUACAAACGACCAUAAUAGAAAUGAAAGGGGCGGGAAUUAAAUGCGGACAAAGAUGCAUUUGGGAUCCGGAGACUGACGACUACAUUGAUGAUCUGUUCAAGAAUGACAGUCUAUUUUGUUACACGAUUGUAUAUGGGGUUUAUAUGUAUUAAUAUUACAGACUAAAGUUAUGGAGUAUUGUUCAAGUCAUCCUAUUGUUAAGUACGAGUUUCCCCGACAUAGGAGAGAGAGAUAUAACCAAAGUUGGUCAGGAAGUUUGGUAUAGAGUUUUAAUUCGAGUUUUCAUCUCUUCUCUAGCAUUGAUGUUUUAUUUGUACCCUAGUCGCAUCUUACAAUAGAGUUUCUUAGAAUACAUGUAAUUAUUACUUCGUUACUUAAAUAAUAAUAAAAUCCAUGUUUAUACUUAAAUAAAUAAAUUCUUACUCGAUAAAAACAAGUAAUUGAAUAUAUUUUCUAUUUACUCGAUCACUACACGGAAAAAUAAAAGGAUUUUAUUUAUUGUUAUAUAAAUUAAAUACGGUGUGUGAAGCAACAGAGAUGGUAAUUCAUUAGUAUGAGAAACUGUGGAUAUGCUAUUUUAUCGUACCAAUUUUAUUAAUAAAGAUGAAUCAAAAGAUUUUAGACUUUGUUUGGACUUUGAUGUGUUUUACCAGACGACGGCUUUGCGCGACUUUCGAAGCACGAAGCAAAUGAUCAUAACUUUUAAAUUAUCCAAACCUAAAUGGAAAAUUCAGAGGUUUGGUCUGGGAUUCGACUUUGAAAUCCUCGGAUUGCAAUCAAACUUGUCCAACUGACCUAGUUAUAUCCUAUUUAAACAUUUCUGAAGUUACACGGGUGGAUUACUGAUCAACUUUUAUGUAUUAAGAUGGUUUUUCCCAUUAGAUUGGUAUGUGUUUAUUAUCUAUCUAUAUUUAUACUAAAUUUGUAGAGAGGUCAAUUCUGUACGUGAAAUAUAUUUCCAAAAUAACUAUCAGGGGGUGAUUAGUGAUCGAUACUGAUGCCAAAAAUGCAAUCAGUAAAAUUUUUGCCUGUCUGUCUGUAUGUUCGUUAUAAAAACAAAAACUACUCGACGGAUUUUAACAAAAUUUGGUACAAUUAUUCUUCAUACUCCUGGGCAGGUUAUAGUAUACUUUUCAUCACGCUACGAUCAAUAGGAGCAGAGCAGUAAAGGGAAAUGUGUCUGUCACAUCAAAACCACUGAACCGUGAGGAAGGACAUAGGCUUAUUUUAAGAAAAACGUCAGAAACGUGGACGAAGUCGCGGGCAACAGCUACUAUAUAUAAAAAAUCAUGAAUAAAUUAAUUAUUAUUAUUAUUAUAUCAACCGUUAACUGUCCACUGCUGAACAUAGGCCUUCUCCAUAAGGCGGAUUUUGCCGAUAGCUGUCUCUGUUAGUAGGCGGGUUAACAAUCGCAGUUAGGCUUUGGUGAUGUUUUAAAAGAAACAGUGCUCCAUCCCUCGACCAUUAAAUUAAUUAAAAAAUAAUUAAGGCACGGAUAAUGUAAUUAAGGACUACCUACCUAUAUGACACUAUAGAGUUAAAUACAUAUUUCAUAUAUUUUCAAAUUGAUUUGUAAAAUGAUGUAAAUGCAAUGUGUAAUGCCACCAGUUUUACGGGGUAUGCCUUCUCAGUGGCAUUGUCUUUCUUUUUUUUUAUACAACUUAGAAUGGCAAACAAGCUGAUGGCCCACCUGAUGGAAAGUGGUAAUCAUUGCCUAUAGACAUGAGCAGUACCAUGGACAUAACAGAGAAUACAGUUUCGCCCAUGAUACCCCCCAUGCGUUGCCAUUCCUGAGAACUCGGGUGUUAUUCCUCUGUAUCCAGUAAAUUCACGCUAUAUCCCACCCUUCAAACCGAAACACAGCCAUGCAAACACAACUCCUUCACGGUUGAAACACGAAUUCUAAAGCAAUGUAAUGAACGGUGCCUAUUGGAUAUUUAAAUAGUAUUUAUUUAUUACUGAAUAAUUACCUAUAUGUCAUUAGGGAGUUUCAGUACCUUUUUGAGUAAAAGAAAUGUAUUUUUUCUAAGACUGAAUGUAGUUAAUAAAGGUUUUGUUUUACUGAA
This is a messenger RNA of Galleria mellonella (greater wax moth), 2562 nucleotides long. Its product is annotated as dynein light chain Tctex-type protein 2B-like. Bases 190 to 648 code for a protein of 152 amino acids. Gene Ontology annotation, cellular component: cytoplasm; cytoplasmic dynein complex. Lineage: Eukaryota; Metazoa; Arthropoda; Insecta; Lepidoptera; Pyralidae. Gene Ontology annotation, molecular function: dynein intermediate chain binding. Gene Ontology annotation, biological process: microtubule-based movement. The record is from RefSeq and is a predicted model, not a curated record. The transcript has 5 exons.